AUGGCGUCCCGCAAAACCCAACAAGAGAUUGAGAAGACCUUCAAGAGAGUCGCCGAAGGGAUCCAAACAUUUGAGGGCAUCUACGAGAAGAUUCGUUCUGCCACAAAUCCAACUCAGCGCGAUAAGCUUGAGGAGAACUUGAAGCGCGAAAUCAAGAAGCUCCAAAGGUUUCGUGACCAGAUUAAAUCAUGGGCGGCAGGCAAUGAAGUCAAGGACAAGGCUCCGUUAUUGGAGCAGCGAAAAGCGAUUGAAACGUGCAUGGAGCAAUUCAAGGCCGUUGAGAAGGAGAUGAAGACGAAAGCCUACUCUAAAGAAGGGUUAUCAGCUGCGCAACGACUUGACCCACGAGAAAAAGAAAAGGUGGAGGCCUCCGAUUUCCUUUCUGCUAUGGUGGAUGAGCUUGGGCAGAAAAUUGAGGCUAUGGAGGCAGAGGAGGAAACGCUGCACGCGCAAAUGAAGAAGGGCAAGAAGGAUAUGUCCAAAGCGAACCGAAUGGCCGAUAUUUCGCGAGUAACGGAGCGACAUAAGUGGCAUGUCAACAAGCUUGAAUUUCUCAUGCGCUCUUUGCAAAAUGGCAAUCUUGAAGUCACCCAAGUGAUGGACCUAAAAGAAAGCAUCACGUAUUAUGUUGAGGAAGGCGGGAAUGUCGACUACUCUGGGGAGGAUGAGACACUCUAUGACGAUUUGAACAUUGGUGAAGAAGUCGAGGCUCAAUUUGGCAUGGGCAAUGAGAAUGAUCGGGUAUCAUCACAAGAUGCCCAAUCUAUUCAGGACGAAGAGCCAGAACCGAAACCCAAGCCACCAAAGGUUGAACCUCCGACAGCUCGACGACCCUCAACACAGAUGAAGUCUCCGCUCCCUGUUCUCGCCACCCUCCCCUCUGCUAUCUCAAGUGCCGCCCCUGGCAUGAAACCCGCACCGCUCCCUACCCGCCUACCUGGAGAAACGCUGAAAUACGCCUCAGCUGCGGCUGCUGCUGCCGCGAGUGAUAAAAGUGGUGUUGGGAUCCUACCACUGCCCCCACCACCAGGCGCCAGCCCAGCCUUCUCGGCUGCUCUUCCAAUCUCUAAGCCAUCAUCUAUCGCUUCUCCCAGUAUUGCCCACGUGCAGCCCAUUUCUCGGCCUACCCCUGCGGCUGCGACUUCAUUGUCAGAAGAGCCCGUUUUUGCCGCACGAUCAAAGACCCCCGGUGGUACAGGGAUCUCUGGUACUUCGUCACCUGCCCCUGUCAUCCAAUCAGAGCCCCCUAAUGAGCCUACGACGAACGGCCAGGUAACACAAACACAGGAUGGGGAGAACCAGGAGUCAAUAUAUCACUUGCCUCCUGGUCUUCAAGAUCUGGUACAAUCUUUCGAGCUAACCAAGCAGCGUUCAUCCAACGAACCUUCGCCUGCUGUGCUUAGACUUUUGGCCACCUCCCUUACAACAUGCCCAGAAGCAGGAGAUGCGGAAAAGCCACGGCAUUACAAGCCGCAAAACCCAUACAACACUCCUCUCUACUACCCACAGGAACCUUUACCCAUAUUUGAUGACCCACGGCUGUACGAUACCGGUCGAAUCGAUACCGAUACCCUCUUCUACCUUUUCUACUAUCGACAAGGGUCCUAUCAACAAUUUCUGGCCGCCAAGGCCCUCAAGAACCAAAGUUGGCGAUUCCAUAAGCAGUACCAAACCUGGUUCCAGCGUCACGAGGAGCCGAAGAAUAUCACCGAGGAGUUCGAACAAGGCACCUACCGGUUCUUCGACUAUGAGAGUACCUGGAUGAACCGGCGCAAGGCUGACUUCAAGUUCGUGUACAAAUAUCUCGAGGAUGAAUUAUGA
Penicillium verhagenii is the source of this 1821-nucleotide messenger RNA. Its product is annotated as CNOT2/3/5 family protein. The record is from RefSeq and is a predicted model, not a curated record. Gene Ontology annotation, biological process: nuclear-transcribed mRNA poly(A) tail shortening; regulation of DNA-templated transcription. The transcript is spliced from 3 exons. Bases 1 to 1821 code for a protein of 606 amino acids. NCBI's taxonomy places the organism in Eukaryota, Fungi, Ascomycota, Eurotiomycetes, Eurotiales, Aspergillaceae. Gene Ontology annotation, cellular component: CCR4-NOT core complex; P-body; nucleus.